AUGAAGUGCAUCUUGGUGGCCACUGAGGGUGCGGAAGUUCUCUUCUACUGGACAGAUGAGGAGUUUGAAGAGAGUCUCCGGCUGAAGUUUGGGCGCUCAGAGAAUGAGGAAGAAGAGCUCCCUGCCUUGGAGGACAGGCUCAGCACCCUGCUUGCCCCGGUCAUCAUCUCCUCCAUGACAAUGCUGGAGAAGCUCUCAGACACAUACACCUGCUUCUCAACGGAAAAUGACGACUACCUGUAUGUCCUUCACCUUUUUGGAGAAUGCCUGUUCAUUGCCAUCAACGGAGAUCACACGGAGAGCGAGGGGGACCUGCGGCGGAAGCUGUGUGUGCUCAAGUACCUUGUGGAGGUGCACUUCGGACUGGUCACUGUGGACAGCCAUCUUAUCCGGAAGGAGCUGCGGCCCCCAGACCUGGAGCGACGAAGACAGGUGUGGGGAUACUUCCAGAGCCUGCUGUCCACUGCUGGCCGCCUGCGGGAGCAAGAGCAGUGCUUCGCGGUGGAGGCCGUGGAGCGGCUGAUCCACCCCCAGCUCUGUGAGCUGUGCAUCGAGGCGCUGGAGCGACACGUCAUCCAGGCUGUCAACUCCAGCCCCGAGCGGGCAGGCGAGGAGGCCCUGCACGCCUUCCUGCUGGUGCACACCAAGCUGCUGGCCUUCUACUCCAGCCAUGGUGCCAGCUCACUGCGCCCUGCAGACCUUCUGGCUCUCAUCCUCCUGGUGCAAGACCUUUACCCCAACGAGAGUGCGACUGAGGCUGAUGACACUCAGCCUUUCCCACCAAGGCCCCAGAGCAGCCAGAACAUUCCUGUGCAACAGCCCAGGAGUCCGGGCUCCACACCCCCGGCCAGGGGCAGUUCUGCAGAGACGGAGACAGACAGCUUCUCCCUCCCGGAGGAAUACUUUACUCCAGCUCCUUCCCCUGAUGAGAAGAGCUCAGGUAGCACUGUCUGGCUGGAGGGAGGCACCCCACCCACUGAUGCUGCCCAGAUUCAGGUGGCUGAAGACACUCUGCAGACACUAAUCCCUCACUCUUCAUCAGUAUCCGGCCCUAGGAGGAUUUUCCUGGAUGCCACCAUAAAAGAUAGCUACUGCCCCUUGGUGCCCCACACCCUGUACUGCCUGCCCCUGUGGCCAGGCAUCAACAUGGUCCUCCUGACCAAGAGCCCCGGAGCCCCCCUGGCCCUAGUCCUAUACCAGCUACUAGACGGAUUUUCCCUGUUGGAGAAGAAGCUGAAGGAGGGACAGGGGCCUGGAGCUGCCCUGCGGUCCCACCCCGUCAUGGCCGACCUGCGCCAGAGGAUGGACAAGUUCGUCAAGAAUCGAGGGGGCCAGGAGAUCCAGAGCACCUGGCUGGAGUUCAAGACGAAGGCCUUCUCCAGAAGUGAGCCAGGAUCGUCCUGGGAGCUGCUCCAGGCGUGCCGCAAGGUGAAGCUGCAGCUGUGUACCAUCUACCGCGUCAGCUUCCUGAGCACAGCGCCCGGCCGCGGGGGCCCCCAGCUGCCCCCACAGCUGCAGGACCAAGCCCAGAGGCUCAUGCAAGAAAAGCUAGCGGACUGGAAGGACUUCUUGUUGGUGAAAAGCCAGCGGAACAUCACCAUGGUGUCCUACCUAGAGGACUUCCCAGGCUUGGUGCAUUUCAUCUACGUGGACCGCACCACCGGGCAGAUGGUGGCUCCUUCCCUCAGCAUCAGCGAGAAGACUUCUUCAGAGUUGGGCAAAGGACCCCUGGCUGCCUUCAUCAAAACCAAGGUCUGGUCUCUGAUCGGGCAUGCUCGCAGAUACCUCCAGAAAGGCUACACCACGCUGCUGUUCCGGGAGGGGGACUUCUACUGCUCCUACUUCCUGUGGUUCGAGAAUGAGACGGGCCACAAACUGCAGAUCAUUGAGGUACCUGUCCUUUCUGAUGACUCAGCUCCCAUCGGCAUGCUGGGUGGAGACUAUUACAGGAAGCUCCUGCGUUACUACAGCAAGAGCCACCCAGCUGAGGCCGUCAAGUGUUACGAGCUGCUGGCCCUCCACCUGUCCGUCAUCCCCACGGGCGUGGUGGUGCAGCAGGCCAGCGAGCUGGCCCGGCGCCUGUGGGAGGCCUCUCGCAUCCCCCUGCUCUAG
Molecule: messenger RNA, 2112 nt
Organism: Elephantulus edwardii (Cape elephant shrew)
Lineage: Eukaryota; Metazoa; Chordata; Mammalia; Macroscelidea; Macroscelididae
Gene: HPS1
Product: Hermansky-Pudlak syndrome 1
Exons: 18
Coding region: 1-2112 (703 amino acids)
Biological process (GO): vesicle-mediated transport; melanosome assembly
Cellular component (GO): BLOC-3 complex
Molecular function (GO): guanyl-nucleotide exchange factor activity
Source: RefSeq, a predicted model, not a curated record